CUCGCGCUGCAGCCCGGACGCUUUUCAUGGACACACCAACACCCUAACAACGGGCGUUUCGUUGCUAAGGGCCUGCUGGAAGAGCAGAUUCGGGUGCGCAUGGAGACUGGAGGCGGCGGACUUACGGCCUCCUCCCUGCCUCAGCCCCUCACAGUACCAUCAUCACAAAGCUGGAAAUCCUUGACUCCAAAGAACAUACUAUUUGAUGAACAGAGAGAUCCUGAUACAUUGAUGAGGAGGAUGAACUAAGUUACUUCCAAGGUGUCUAUAUAUAUUUAUCAUUUGUGCAUAAGCUCAUUUGACAUAUGAGGAAACCAAGACAAAGAGAAUAAGGUGAAUUUCACAGGAUCAUCCAGCUAAACCCUGACUCUUGGAACUUUCAUCCAUUACAUAUCCUUUUGGUCUCUCAGGGAUGCUGGCUCAAAGAUACCAACAGUGGCAUGCUGUAUUGACACAGGUGUUGACUGAGUGUACUUUGCAACCAUGGGGAAACUCCAUAGCAAAAUCAAACACAACACCUACAAAUACAGAACUGAAGGAUACCUGGAAGAGAAUAGUUCUGUUAAAGUGGUCCAGGAAUACAAACCAGCUCACACUGAUGCUGUCAGCUCUGUUACUGCUCUGAAUUCAGCUAUUUGUGUUUCAGGAGGAAAAGAUAAGAUGGUUGUGGCUUACAAUUGGAAAUCUGGAGAUAUACUGAAAAAAUUCAAAGGACAUGAAGGGGAAAUCACCAAGGUAGCCUGUGUUUUAGGAUCAAACCAAUUUUUCAGUGCAUCUCGUGACAAGACAGCAAUAAUGUGGGAGUUUAAUGGAAAUUUACAACCAGCACAACAGUUUCCAGGCCAUGAUAUGGUUGUUACUGGAUUAGCUGUGAAUCCAGAUUCUUCACAGAUAUGUACUGGUUCUCGGGACAAUACACUGUGCCUGUGGGAUGUAAGCACUGGAGAAUGUCUUCAAAAGGUUACCAUUUCAAGAAACCUGGUCACUCAUCUGUGUUGGAUCCCUAGAGAACCACUUAUUCUCCAGACCUCCGAAGAUAAAAUCAUCAGAAUUUGGGACAGUCGAGGGUUGCAAGUGGCUCAUAGAUUUCCUAUAAAGCAGCAUAUUCAGACCUAUUGUGAUGUCAGUCCAGAUGGUUAUAACUGCAUUUCCUGUAGCAGUGGCUUUGAAGGGGAAGGCUGUGAAGCAACGUUGUGGGAUCUACGACAGACUAGAAGUAAAAUAUGUGAGUAUAAAGGACAUUUCCAGACAGUGACAUCCUGUGUUUUCCUGCCGAUUGAGUUAAUUCCAACGCCAGCCAUUGCUACCUCAUCAUUUGACUCCAAGGUGAAGAUUUGGAACAGAGAUACUGGAGCCUGCCUUUUUACCCUCCCUCUGGAUGGAUCUGGCCCUUUGACUUCUUUGGCCGUCUGUGACCUCUCCUUCCUACUUUGUGCAAGUUUCAACUCUGGAAUUCAUUUACUCAAGAUCAAUAACAUCAAAGGACUGCAGAUGCAGGAAGUAGCCAAUUUCUGAUGCCCAUUUUCUUCCUUUAUAAAGGAACUUGGGCAAAAACAUAUCCUGGAACCUCUUCUCUCAGUGUAAGCCUUUUUUUUCCUUGUUGUUUCCAUGCCACAGGACACAGUUAGGAAUGAUACACAGGUGCUAGCACAGAGGGGAAAACAAGUCCAUUGUUUUAAAAACAAGAUCGUUUCAUUAAGUUGACACAAAUACAUGUCAACUUUGAAAUUCUUGAGCCAAACUUCAUCUAACAGACUCUGAUUUUAAUUUAACUCUUUUGUCUCCUUGCCCCACCAUCCACAAGUAAGUUUGUUUCUCAAACUGUAACUGCUUUGGUUGUAAUAGGUGAGAGGUAGAUAGAGACCAGAUGAAGAGACCCCCCCUGCCAAUUCUAGUCAGCACCUUCUCUGAAACACCAUCAUAGAGGGCUGCCCACAGGUUAAGGGACUUGCCCAGGGUCACAUAGCCAGGAUGAGUCAGAGGCAGGACCUGAAAUUAGGUCUUUCUGACUGAGACCAGCCUCAUACCAAAGGAAGAUGUAGCCAGUUAGGAAGGAACAAAUAAACAUCCUAGGAGUAAAGGUGGAACUUGGUGGAAAUUCAUAUAGGUCCCAUCAGACAUUCAGGGGCCUAAUCAGUGCUUUAAACUUGGUGGAGCUAAGUCCUGGCUCUUUGGGCUCUUGUCUCUUCCUUUUUCCUUUGACUCUGACCCCAUUCUUACGAGUUCCCGUAGACCCAUGGUAACUUAUAGGGACUAGGAGAAGCAGUAAGAAGUAUGAGUAUUUAGGGGCAGCUAGGUGUCUCGGUGAAUAGAGAGCCAGGCCAAGAGAGACAAGAGGUCUUGAGUUCAAGUUUAGUCUCAGACAUUUCCUAACUGUGUGACCCUGGGCAAGCCACUUAACCCCAGUUGCCUAGCCCUUACUUGCUCUUCUGCCUUGGAACUAAUACUUAGUAUCAAUUCUAAGAGAGAAAGUAAGGGUUAAAAAAAGAUGGAAAAAAAUGGGGAGUAUUUGAAUUUCCAAUUCAAGGAGUAAAAUAGCAGGAAAUGUUGAUGAAAUGACUAGUCAAAGAAGUGGAUUUGGGGAAUAAGCUGGCAAUUACUUAAUUAGAAUAUUUUGAUCUUCUUAGAUUUACCUCUCUCAACUAGAUUUACAGAACAGAAAAGUAACCUGUGCAGACUGAGCCUACUCCAGAUAGUGAGUGCCCUAUUCGAGAGCCUACCUCAGAGAAAGGAUACCCAUUUUAUAUCUGAAAUGUCCAUAAGAAAUGAAACAUCUGCAGUUGUGUGACUCAGUGGAUAGAGAGCCAGGCCUGGAUUCAAAAGGUCCUGGGUUCAAGUCUAGCCUCAUACACUUUCUAGCUAUGUGACCCUGGGCAAGUCACUUAACCCCCAUUGCCUAGCCUUUACUGCUUUUCUGCCUUGGAACCAAUACUUAGUAAUGAUUCUAAAACAGAAGGUGAUGGUUUAAAAAAAGAAAAGAAAGAAAGAAAUGAAAUAUUUGGUUGUCUUUGGACCCUGGGAUUACUGGAUCUUUACAUAGAACUCCUCUCUCUUUUCCCAUUCAUAGCUUUAGCAUUAGGUUGCUUUAUUCUUACUAAGUUACAGAAACCAAAUGGUGGAGGAGAAGUUUAGGCAGCAAAGGUCAAUAAGUUUAAAGAGGGAAACUGAACCAGAGCUAGGAGCAGAGGGGAAUUGUGUGCUUUGUGAUUUUGAAAAUCCUGAGCUUAAUGUAUACCAGGUAAAAUGAGCAUUUAUGUAAAAUAGACCAGAAAAAAUGGGGAUCAGACAUGAAAGUAAUACAGCUGACUUUCCUCUUACAUAUCCAAUAAAUUCAGCAUGUCACCUUCAAAGCUAUUCUAUUAUUUCCUUCGAUCUUUCCUUUUUUUCAUGUACAUUAAAAAAUAUAUAUAUCUCACUGACCCUCUUGUUUUUCUUUUUCUUUUUUUUGCAACCCUAUUGCUACAUUCCUCUUUUCCCCCUUCCCCCAUUAAAAAAGAAAAGCCUUGUAACGUAAGUUUAACAUUAACAUUGGCCAUGUACAUCUUAUUUCUGAACCUUGGGACCAUCACCUUUCUCAGGAGGGGAAAGCAAAGCUUUAAUGGAUGCUGAACAAAAAGCUUCCUCUUCAGGUACUAAUUCCCAUUCUCUUACUUACAAAUACCACUAAAAUGUUAAUCCCAGGUUUUCUAAAUAUCUACUUCACUUCAACUCAGUAAUAUUGAACCUAGUCAAAGGGUACUUAGCAGGUAGACAUAAAUGCCAGUUUGUUUUUUUAAACGAUUAUCUUCCUCUUAGAAUCAAUACUGUAUAUUGGUUCCAAGGCAGAAGAGUAGUGAAGGUUAGGCAAUGAGGGUUAAGUGACUUGUCCAGGGUCACACAUCGAGGAAGUAUCUGAGGGCAGAUUUGAACCCAGGGCCUCCCAUCUCUAGGUCUAGCUCAAAUGCCUGUUUUCAAUAAAGGUUUUUAUGCUCUCAUUUAGAGCAGCCUUCCUUGCUCCAUAAAAUAUAGAUUCUCCCUGAGCAAGACCAUACUUAAAUCAUCUUAGACAACUUUAUUCGUCUCAAGAGUAGAAUAUUACAUACUCUUUACUCUCUUUCUGUCUUAUUCUCUGUCAUAUGCCACUGUCUUUUGACUUUCCUUAUAACCCUCUGAAUUCUCUUUGAACAGUUUAAGCAUCUUGCAUUGUUUUCUCUUCAGUGGAGAUGGAGGAAUAGCCUACUGUACUCAGUAAAACAACUAAACUUUCUUAUUCUAAUUACUUUAACCUUUCCUCAUAACUCUUAUGUUCUAAUUUUAUUUGCCUCUGAACCCUAUCUAUAGUCCUAUCUCCUGUAACAGAGCUCCAUUUGUAAAUAAUCCAGUUAGCCUAAGCAAACAUGUAAACCACCUUCUACAUGCAUGCAAGGUAUUAUUAUCAUAGGUAAAAAAACAAACCAAGACUGCCAGUAUAGUCCCUGUUCUCAAGAAGUCUGUCAUCAGCUAAGGUAAUCUCCUUGAGGGUGUUCUACCUACAUAUAAGGUGGGAUGCAAUAAAGGCCAAGAGGGGCUAUAACACAUAAGACAAGAGAGGUCACGUUACUGAUGGUGGCAGCUAUUUUUGCCUGAUUGACUUUCUUCCUCCUUUGAGCCCAAACUAACACAUUCAAGACAUUUCACUCCCUGAAAUCUCUCUGCCAUAUGGCAGGCUCCAUCUUUGAAGCUGACAUCCUCAUUCCUAGAAGUAGGAGAGAGAUCGGGUAAACAGGACCAGGGGAGCAGGCUCAGUCAGGAAAUUCUAAGCGAGUCAGGUCCAGCCAUGAUAGAUCUGAAAGAAUUAAAGGGAGAAAAACUUGCUGAGCUAGCUCUCAGAAAACUGCCUUUUCAGAGCAGUCAUUUCUCUCUGUAGUUCUAGCACUGGAGUCACCAUGGCAGCAGCUCCUGCUUCACUGGGCAGCUCUGGACCUAGAAUGGAGACCUACUAGUGGUGGGGGGAAGGGUAGUAAAAAGAACACUGGAUUUGGAAUCAGAGGAUUUGGAUUCAGAAAGCAGUUCUGCUGCUCACUAGGUAAGCCUCAGUUUCCCCUUCUGUAAAAUGAGGAGGCGAGACUAAUUGACCUCUGAGGUCUCCUUUGUUUUGAAAUCCUCUGAUCUAUUUAAGUUUUACUUGGAAAAAAAAAGUUAACCUACCAAUGGAUGAUCAGGAUCCUAUUUCCAGGAAAAUUAUGUGUUUGCUAAGCUAUGUGCUAAAAGGCCAAUAGAAUUUGCUUACAGUGUAUUUCCCUGCGAUUCAAUGAAUGCUUUUGGAGCACCCAUUAUACUCCCAUCCCGUUCAGUCUACUCUGAAUGCCCCGAGCCAGACUGUCUAAGACCCAAAGGUAGGUAGGUCUCUCUUAGGAACAGCAUGAACUCUUUUCUGCCAAGAAGAGUUUUAUAAGUUGCUACUUCAGUUAUCACACAAUCACCAGCUCCCAAAGAGGGUUGAUUUGUUCUCAGGUAAUAGUUUUGGCAUUUGGAGAACUUGUCCCAUUGUAUCCUAAGAGGAGUGUGAUUGUAAAUGUUUUUGUUUGAAAUGUGAGUGAACAGAAAUGUUCUAGGUCUCCAUGCAGAGGUUGUAUUUAACUUCUCAAUAAUGACUUGGAGAAAAGAACUUGACUUGAUCUGUAUUAUUAAAUCUGUAUUAUUAAAUUUAAAAUUAAAUAAUUGUUUUUACAUCUGUACUGUGGUUCGUUAUCAGCAUAAUAUAUUGGCUGCUUUAGGUUCUCUGUGAAUUUUUAUGUCUUUUCACGAGUUGAUUGAUGAAUUAUAUAUCUACUGAAAGUUAUCAAUCCAUUCACUUGACUGAUAUUUAUUGAAAACCUAUUCUUUCCAAGCACUGAUGGCACUUUUGUUUGGCAUUGUGAAAUCUGAGCCUACCUUUCUUUUGAUCAAACAUUUAUUUCAUGUGGCAUGUUUUUUGUAUUAAAUAGUAGUGAUUUAAAAUAAGUGAAUAAAAUUGAAAUCCCAGACAA
Molecule: messenger RNA, 5987 nt
Organism: Monodelphis domestica (gray short-tailed opossum)
Lineage: Eukaryota; Metazoa; Chordata; Mammalia; Didelphimorphia; Didelphidae
Gene: WDR31
Product: WD repeat domain 31
Molecular function (GO): protein binding
Source: RefSeq, a predicted model, not a curated record